AUGGAAAACCCCUCGGCAGACGUCGAGAUGGACCAAUUCGAAACGGUUUCUGAACUUCCAGCUGACGAAAACGGAGCUGGGAAGGAAAACGUCGAAAAAAUGGAGACGGACGAAAACAAAGCGCCAAAAGAAGGAGAGGUCAAAAAGAGGGCACAAGCACCACCAAUCGUCGUCAAAAAAGAACUUCCGGUUGAAGAUGCUGACUGGGAAAUUGGGUUCGAAGACGAAGCUGAAGUCGACCAAGCUCAAGCGAAAGUGGUCAUCCCUAACUUCAAAGAAAACCUGAUCGCCAACAUGACCAAGGUGAAGGCGGACAAGGACACUUGCGACGUCAUCCUCCGCGUCAAAAAAGGCAACUUCUACUGGGCUUCCUUCUGGGCUCAUCGCUCCGUCCUCAUCGCCAAUUCUCCCGUUUUCGCCGAAGCGCUCGAGAAAUUCACCACAUAUGGCCUGCCGGGCGUUGAAACGGUCUGUCGACCAAACUUAGUCCUCCCUCGGAAAAUUCACGGCGCCGCUUUGGCUGCCCUUAUUGACUGGAUGUACACUGGAAAACUUUGCAUCCAAAAUCAGAAAGCGCUCGGACACCUUCCGCUCGUCGCGUAUUACCUGAAGGUGCAACCAUUGAUUGACGAGCUGGAUAAUAUUUUCGGAAAAUUUUCGAGUGCCGGUUGCAAACUCAUUGAUGAAGAGGUCGCCGAUGCCGAGGCUGUUGGAACGGAAAAUGACGACAAUGAAGAUGAAAAGAAAGAAGAGAAGAAACGCUCGCAAAAAGACAACAAGUCGUCGGAAGAAGCUAAAGCGACCGAAGAAGCUGCUGGCGAAGAAAUGAAGGAAGAAAACGCCGACGCUGAAGCUAAACCUGAAGAGGAAAAGAAAGAAGACGAGAACAAACCAAAAGAUUGGAUCGUCAACAAAUGGCUCAAGCGCAAAUGGGCGGCUGAACUUCCAGCAAUCAAACCCAUCCCGGGCUUCUACAUCAUGUUGCAAGCUGAUUCGCACCGCGUAAAAUCAUCCAAGGGAAAGAAAGGCGAAGAUCCCUUCGACCCUCCUCCAUCUGUGCUCGACACCAACUGGCUCGCAGCUUACAAUCAGUUCAAGGCCAAGGCGCUGUUAAAGAAGAACAACCACCAGAAUAACCGUGGUCGGGGCCGUGGCAAUCGAGGCAACCACCGAGGCUUCGGAAACAACCGCGGUGGAAACAACUGGCGCGGAAAUGGUGGACCGAGAGGUGGAUACCGAGGAGGAUGGAAUGGACCUCCACAAGGUUGGAACGGACCCCCUCAUGGUGGAUACAACCACGGAGGAUGGGGAGGACCACCAGCCUACCAUCAGCAAGGACCAGGAUACGGCGGACCAAGAGGUGGUUAUGGAGGUCCAAGAGGCGGCUACGGCGGACCUAGAGGUGGAUACCACAACGGCGGCGGCGGAUACAACAACCACGGCGGCGGAUAUCACAAUGGUGGAGGCUAUGGCCAAGGAUAUGGCGGUGGAAGGGGCCGUGCUGGAGUUCGUGGACGCGGCCGUCCAUAUUAA
Oikopleura dioica is the source of this 1533-nucleotide messenger RNA. The record is from the annotation of a GenBank genome assembly. NCBI's taxonomy places the organism in Eukaryota, Metazoa, Chordata, Appendicularia, Copelata, Oikopleuridae.